Messenger RNA from Pelagomonas calceolata, 2879 nucleotides. The record is from the annotation of a GenBank genome assembly. Lineage: Eukaryota; Pelagophyceae; Pelagomonadales; Pelagomonadaceae.
CACGCUGAGAGCCGGGCGAAGCUGCUGGACGACGAAAGGCAGCCCAAACAGCCACAAAAAAAGGGCAGCGAACGGCCAAAAAUAGCGACAGACCAAAGAGAGCAAAAGAUGCCAAGCGACGGCUGGAAGGGAGCCGACACGUAUGGGAACGACUUAGAUUAUGAAGGAGGGAAAUACUCGAGAGGGGCAACCCACGGCCAGACGGCGAACCAGAUCCUCAUGGGCGGCGGCCUCCCCUCACCCGUACCCGUGCGAAGCGGUGGCCGAAGCGGUGGCCGCGACGUGGGCUUCGAGCGAAGAGUCCACUCGACACUCUACAGGAACCAAGGACCACUAGUGUCGCAGGACGACUCGUCCUUCCAUUCGUAUGGCUACGAGCCGAAGGCGCGCGACAGCCGCGGCCACCGCGUCGAUUAUAAUGAAGACGAAUUGUCAUUUGCGUCGUCGUCAGGACGUGUCUCGCCCUUCAUGGGCGCCGGGCCCAAGCCGAGAUCGAAUACGUUGGACAAUGCCCACGACCCGGGAGCUGCGGCUCGGAAAGCUUCAUUAGAAGAAGGUCUAGAUCUGCACGAAAGCGAGAGACCUCGCACGGCAGAGUCGAACCACCCGCCCAUCGGCUACAUGCACCAGUGCAUGCAGCUCGCCUGUCUGAUGGGCGACGUGAAAGAAGUAGAAAGAGUGGCGGCCAUCGAAGGGUAUAACCUCGAGCACCUCAUACUAGGUAAGAGGCCGAUGCAUCUGGCGGCGGUCGCGAACCAGCCCGACGUCAUUAGGGCAUUAGCUAAAGCUGGGGCGAAGUUGAAUGGCUCCGACGGCACGUCCAACAGGUCCAAGCCGAUCCACGUCUGCGCCGAAGUCGGCGCGGUCGAGGCCGCGGACGCGCUGGUCAAGCUCGGCGCGCGUUCCGAAACGAGGCCGGGAGACGGCUUAGGUCCCUUACACAUCGCCUGCAAGCACAACCACCCCGAAGUGAUUGCUGUCUUACUAAGAGCGGGGGCGAACCCCGACGCGGCGUCGCGCGAGGGCACGCCGCGGGAACUCGCGGAACUCUACCACUGCACGCGUUGUGUGGAUGCGAUCGACGACUAUAUCAUCGACCGGCACGACGACAAGAAGCUCGCGAGUUUCCACAAGAUGAGUAUCACCUCCCCCGCGCGGCACCUGGGCGCGCACCUGGACCCGGGCCACGAGCCCCCGACGACGCCCAAGAGCGUGAGAUUCAAGGACCAGAAGCAUUCGGAGCGAGAUCAGGCGCUCAUCGAGAAAGCUCUGCAUGACUUGGAGAUGCAAUGUUGUACAAGACCCUUAGCGUCGAUGCAAGCGGCCUUGAUGACGGGCGACCAUGCCAAAGUCCAAAAACUACUGAGCUGGGGCGGCGACUGCAACGCCAUGUGCAAUGGCCGAAGACCAUUGCAUUGCGCGGUGCUCGGUGACAGUGUCGAGUGCCUCAAAAUCUUGCUCGCGCAAAAAGACAUCGACGUGAACGGGCGAGAUGGGGUAAGUUUCCAGACGCCCUUGCACGUGGCCUGCGACAUCGCCUGCGACCCGGACAUCGUCGUGAUCUUGGCUAAUCACCAUGGCGUCCAUAUUGAUGCCACAGAUGCCAAAUUCCGACGCCCUUUACAUAGAGCGGCCGAGGAGGGCGACGAGAUGGCCUGUCGGUUACUUGUCCAUCUAGGUGCUGAUGCGCGUGCGAAGGAUACGACGGGCCAACGGCCUCGCGACUACUCGAAAGCGCAUGGGUAUACCAAGCUCUCAGGUGUCUUAGCGAAGGCCGAAGCGGCUGCGGUUCGGAAGAAGAACGCUCGAAGAAGGACCAUGGCCAUGGCGAAACUGAAGCAUGUGAGCCAUCGGGGCGACGGCGCGUCCUUCGGUGGCGACUCGACGCGGUCCUACUCGACGAUCGGGUCCACGAAAUCAGCUAAAAGCCGAUCUAGUAGAAGACAACAAAAAACUCACUUCCCGCCGGCCUCGCCGACGCGGUCGCCGUCGACCUACCGCGCCAAGGACGAGGUCGUCGAGGAGCUCGAAAGUGUGCUGGCCGAGGUGCGGACGCAGCCCCACGGCCACCUGAAGGUCGAUUCCUUGGUGAGCGAAGCGUCACGAGCGGUCCAUUUGGGGACGCCCCAAACGACCUGGGACACGAAGCGGGGCUCCGUCGCGAAGGCCCGGUCGCCGGACAAGCCUUUACCAACUUCGUUGGACGAGCGCUUCCAGCAGUACGACGACUCGCGACCCAUGACCGCCGAAGAACCUCCCGAAGAAAUGGAGUACGACUGGCGGAAGCCGCCGAAGACGCCGGUGACGCCCCCGACGGACACGCCGAACAUUUCGCAGUUGUUGGUCCCGCCCGACGACACGACGUGGCGCAACGAGCACAUCCCCGAGCCGCCUGCUUCCCCACCGAAGAAGGCGAAGCGCAAGCGGCGGAAGAAAUCCGUGGAUGAGGACACGACGCCGCCGGGCACGUCCCGUCAUGAGAGGCGGCGCGGCGACGGACGGGCAAGGCGGAAGAAGUACGUGCCUCCGUUGGGGGGCAAGUCGCCGGCGGUCGACAUUGCAAAAUUCUUCCGGGGCGAUUCUGGGGAUGAAGCCGCGACGGCCUACGCCGUCGUUGGGAAACACGGGCCGGGCUACGACGGAGACUACGACGACGAAGUCGACGACGGCUCGCAAUGGGCACAAAUAGAAGUAGACAACGAAAAGGCCGAGCCGGCGUCCAUCGACGGCGAGUACGGCGGCGGCGCCUUCAGCAGCUACAACCGCGUGCACGUCGCCGUGUCUCCGAUCAAGGCCGACCCGAUGGGGUUUGGGUCCAGCGUGCCGACGGGCCGGAGCUCGCCCACUCUCAAAGCUAGGGGGUAAAUUCUUCAUCACAA